Psilocybe cubensis is the source of this 441-nucleotide messenger RNA. RefSeq lists its product as uncharacterized. The record is from RefSeq and is a predicted model, not a curated record. The coding region runs from base 1 to 441 and encodes 146 amino acids. Gene Ontology annotation, cellular component: membrane. NCBI's taxonomy places the organism in Eukaryota, Fungi, Basidiomycota, Agaricomycetes, Agaricales, Agrocybaceae. The transcript has 3 exons.
AUGGUGUUUGCUGCGCUUUGGCUUGCAUCGGAGUUGGGCAUCCUGUCGCCCUUGUCUCCGCGCUUGAUCACAACGCUGAAGACGGACCCGCCUGGCACAAACGGCGCGAUGUCGGUGGACGGAACAGUCGCGUCCAUCACGAGUGGAGGGAUUGUCGACGUGUUGAUGGGCGGAGCUGGUUCUGAAAAACGCCCAGUUGAUUCGUUUCUUGGGGAAACGGUGCAGCAGACUCCGCGGUACUCCACAAAAAGCACGUUUGUGCUGCAGGACGCGAUCAAGGCAACUAGUCUUGAGGCGUUGUCGACUUCCAAAAUUUUGCCUGGUGGCCACUGUGUGAUGGGUGGCGGCCCCCCAUAUAUUGAGUGGAAUCCGGAGUUGAAUGCCUUAUACAAAGACAAUCUGAUUGUCCUAUCUACAAUUUCCCAAGAGACAGAGCUGUAG